Aspergillus wentii DTO 134E9 is the source of this 2514-nucleotide messenger RNA. RefSeq names its product putative DUF221 domain protein. The transcript has 4 exons. Bases 1 to 2514 code for a protein of 837 amino acids. Gene Ontology annotation, cellular component: plasma membrane. NCBI's taxonomy places the organism in Eukaryota, Fungi, Ascomycota, Eurotiomycetes, Eurotiales, Aspergillaceae. The record is from RefSeq and is a predicted model, not a curated record. Gene Ontology annotation, molecular function: calcium-activated cation channel activity.
AUGUCCUUCACGGAAUCCGCCGCGGCGGCGAUGUUGACCGUCGCGACGGCCGUGAUGGUCGAUGAAACCGGCAAGCCCACGCCAACGCAUCCGCACCGACCGGAUUUGGUUGACCCUAGGAAGGGUCAACGUGAUUUGUACACGCAGUUUGUCAUCAGCUUUGCAUUGGGACUGGGAGCAUUCCUUUCAUUUUGUGUUCUACGGCCAAAAUGGGCUGAGCUGUAUGCCGCACGGCGGCACCAACGUCGGGUCGCCAAACAAUUGCCGGAACUCCCCGACAGCUUCUUUGGAUGGAUGCCAGUUUUAUAUCGAAUUACCGAUGAGGAGGUGUUGGAAUCUGCGGGGUUGGAUGCAUACUUUUUGCUGUCGUUUCUUCAGUUCGCGAUUCGAUUUUUAUCGGCUGUAUUCGUCUUCGCCGCGGUCAUCAUUCUCCCGGUGCAUUAUGCGUACAUCCGUGAUUUAGGGAUUCCGGUACCAAAAAGCAGUACCGGCAAUGAAGAUCAGAAUAAGGACCUUAUGUCGGACCCGAAUUACCUGUCGAUGUAUGUGAUUUUCACGUACAUAUUCAGUGGACUGGCUAUCUACCUUCUCCUACAAGAGACGACGGUUGUCAUCCGCACCCGACAGAGGUAUCUUGGAAGUCAGACCAGUACUACAGAUCGAACCAUUCGCUUGUCUGGGAUACCUGAUGAUCUGAAAUCCGAAGAGAAGAUCAAGGAAUUCAUGGAAGGUCUGCAGGUUGGAAAGGUUGAAAGCGUCACUCUAUGCCGUGUCUGGCAGGAGCUCGAUAUUUUGAUUGAUGAGCGACUAAAAGUUUUGCGGAACCUCGAAUGGGCGUGGACUAGACAUGUGGAAUACAAGAGAUCGAAAGGGGAUGGUAAUAACCUGCCUAUGACCCGACCACAACCAUGCGGUGCUAGUUUGAGAUCCUAUGAUGAGCAGUCGCAGCUUCUUUCAGAGAGCGAUCGAGACCAUGUGGCUGACUAUGCUCGACGACGGCCUACGAUACGUUUAUGGUAUGGGCCAUUGCGCUUGCGAUAUAAAACUGUCGAUAUGAUCGACUAUUACGAAGAGAAGCUGCGAAGAAUUGACGAAAAGAUCGAGAACGCACGUCAGAAGGAGUAUCCGCCAACGAAUCUCGCCUUUGUGACUAUGGAGUCUCUUGCAGCGGCCCAAAUGGUUGUGCAAGCGGUUCUCGAUCCUCACCCCAUGCAGCUUCUGGCUAGGCUUGCACCAGCCCCAGCAGAUAUUAUUUGGAAAAACACAUAUGUACCGCGCUCCAGACGGAUGAUGCAGUCCUGGCUUAUCACAGGAGCCAUUGCGUUCUUGACCAUCUUCUGGUCGGUUCUUUUGAUUCCUUUCGCAUCCCUACUGGAACUGGAAACCAUUCAUAAAGCGUUCCCGGCGCUGGCUGAUGCCUUAUAUCGAAACCCUAUUGCGAAAUCACUGGUUCAGACUGGUCUCCCGACCUUGGUUAUCUCGCUGUUAACCGUUGUUGUUCCCCAUCUGUAUACCUGGCUUUCGAAUCUGCAGGGUAUGAUGUCGCGGGGUGAUGUCGAGCUAUCGGUUAUAUCCAAGAACUUCUUCUUCUCGUUCUUCAACCUCUUCCUACUUUUCACUGUCUUUGGAACGGCAACGAAUUUCUAUGGUCUCUGGCAAAAUCUUCAGGACGCAUUCAAAGACACAACCACCAUUGCGCGUGCGUUGGCCCAGUCCUUGGAGGGCUUGUCCCCGUUCUACAUCAACCUCAUCGUUUUGCAGGGAGUUGGAUUGUUUCCCUUCCGACUCCUUGAGUUUGGGAGUGUCGCAAUGUAUCCAAUCAACUAUCUUUGGGCCAGGACACCUCGGGAUUAUUCUGAACUUUCGAAUCCGCCGACAUUCAGCUACGGACAUUCCAUCCCACAGACUAUCCUUGUUCUGAUCAUCUGUGUUGUGUACAGCAUCUUCCCCAGCUCUUGGCUUAUCUGCUUUUUCGGAUUGGUCUACUUUAUCGUGGCUAAGUUCGUCUAUAAGUAUCAACUCCUGUACGCAAUGGAUCACCAACAGCACUCCACCGGACGCGCUUGGCCAAUGAUCUGCAAUCGGUUCUUCGUGGGUUUGAUGCUCUUCCAACUAGCGAUGAUUGGCGUCCUGGCCUUGCGCAAAGCCAUCCUAUUCUCUUUGCUUCUGGUGCCCCUGCUCGCUGCGACGGUGUGGUUUACCUACUUCUUCUCCCAAACAUAUGAGCCGUUGACGAAAUUCAUUGCGUUGAAGAGCAUCGAUCGGAGUCGGUCUGGCGGGGCUGAUGUUUCCACGUCACCAUCGUCGGUUCUUUCCCCUCCAUCUGCCCUCCAUCGCGAUGCCUUUCCCAUCCUGAUCGGGGGACAAGAACUUCAGUUGAGAUUGAAGAAGUAUGUCAAUCCAAGUCUGAUCUUGCCGCUUGAUGAUGCAUGGCUCCCGAGGCAUCCUGCGUCUCACGAACACCUACAGAAUGAAUUUGAGACGCACCACGAAUCUAACGAUCUAUCCGUUUGA